This is a messenger RNA of Phacochoerus africanus (Common warthog), 4535 nucleotides long. It is a transcript of the gene ZNF770, whose product is annotated as zinc finger protein 770. Gene Ontology annotation, molecular function: RNA polymerase II cis-regulatory region sequence-specific DNA binding; DNA-binding transcription factor activity. The record is from RefSeq and is a predicted model, not a curated record. Gene Ontology annotation, biological process: regulation of transcription by RNA polymerase II. The coding region runs from base 349 to 2421 and encodes 690 amino acids. Lineage: Eukaryota; Metazoa; Chordata; Mammalia; Artiodactyla; Suidae. The transcript is spliced from 3 exons.
GGACGCUGCGCCUGCGCACUCAGCCCGUCGCCGCGCCGGCCUGAGGACGUGCGCACGUUUCCUUCGCGGCUCCCGGGCACUGAGAUGCGCGGCACCAGGGCCCGUGCCAGCUCCAGUGUCUUCUAGGAGAAAACAGUAAAUAACAAACAGCUCAUGUUGGAUAUUCAUCAAAUCAGCUGGUAAAAGAACGCUGUUUCUGAUAGAGUUAUCAACUUUGAUCUCAAUUAGGAGAUACAGCAUUAGAAUGAGAGAGCUAAACAGCUCUGUUAAAUCUCUGCCUCCAUUAUUUAAGACAUCUGUGGAGUUUAAGAACACUAUGGAGCUCAUCAGAGUAUAUCACUGAAGAAUAUGAUGGCUGAAAACAAUUUUAAAAUGCUAAAAAUUCAACAGUGUGUAGUAGCCAACAAACUACCUAGAAACAGGCCUUAUAUUUGCAAUAUUUGCUUCAAGCAUUUUGAAACACCAUCAAAAUUAGCCAGGCAUUAUCUCAUUCAUACUGGCCAGAAGCCAUUUGAAUGUGAUGUGUGUCAUAAAACCUUUAGGCAACUAGUUCAUCUGGAGAGACAUCAACUAACUCAUAAUCUGCCUUUUAAAUGUAGUAUUUGUCAACACCACUUUAAGAAUCUGAAGACAUUUGUGAAGCACCAACAGCUUCACAAUGAAACUUACCAGAAUGAUGUUAAACAGGUCAGAAGAUUGUUGGAUGCCAAGCAAGAAAAACCAGUAUAUGGGAUGUAUCAUAGUUUUACCACAGAAGAGAGAUGGGCAUUGCACCCACACUCCAAGUCCGAUCCCACAUACAGCCCUACAAAGAAAAAAAAGAAUAUUCACGCAUGUACAAUCUGUGGCAAGAUGUUUCCGUCACAGUCAAAACUUGAUAGGCAUGCACUUAUUCAUACUGGUCAGAGGCCUUUUAAAUGUGUCCUGUGCAAUAAAUCUUUUCGACAGUCAACUCACUUAAAAAUCCACCAACUCACACAUUCAGAAGACAGACCUUUCCAGUGUUGUUUUUGUCAAAAAGGAUUUAAGAUUCAGAGUAAACUUCUGAAGCAUAAACAAAUCCAUACCAGGAAUAAAAGUUUUCCAACUCUGUCAUUAAAGGUGAAGAGUGCAGAAUCAUGCCCCCUACCUAAAUUAAAUGCAAAGCAGGAUGGUUCUGAAAAUGGUGAUAUAGGUGAAACUGAGGAGAAUAACCAACUCGAUGUCCACUCUAUUUAUAUUGUCCCUUUUCAAUGUCCAGAGUGUGAAGAGUGUUUUGAAUCAGAGCAAAUUCUCAAGGGACACAAGUGUUUUCCUGCCAGAAGUGGCAAAAUUCCAAGCAGGCUCAAAAGGAGCUACAACUAUAAAACCAUUGUUAAAAAAAUCUUGGCUAAAUUUAAACAUGCUGGAGGUAAGAAAUUUGAUAAUUUUCGAUCUGAGAAAAAAAUAUUUAAGAACAGUUUCUUGAAAAAGUGUGAUCUUAUUUCUGAUGAGCAGAGCUCUGAACAAACCCAGAAAACAUUUAUGGGUUCUCUUGGCAAACAUGGGACAUACAAGACAGCUGUCAAUAAAAGGAAGAAAACCUUGGCUUUGCCAUUUUCUUGGCAAAAGCACUUCCAGAGCCAAAAUAUGGGGAAAAGUUUUAAAGGUAUCCUUACACCAGAAAAUGUGUUAACUAUGGAUAAUUCUGUGAUUAAUAAAGACAUAUCUACCUAUGGGUCAUCAGGUGAGGAAUUCUUUGAUAACUGUGAAGUGCUUCAGUGUGGUUUUUCAGUUCCAAGUGAAAACAUACAUACUGGACAUAAGAUAUGUCCUUGUGACAAAUGUGAGAAAGUGUUUCCUUCUGUAUCUAAACUACAAAGACACUAUCUAAUUCAUACUGGACAGAGGCCUUUUGACUGUAAUGUGUGUGGGAAAUCUUUUAGACAGUCAGCUCACUUGAAAAGGCAUAAAUUAACUCAUAUUGAUAAGAUUCCAUAUAGAAAAUCUCUUUGCCAAGUAGAAUUUGAAAACUUGAACAAACUUUUUGUUCAUCAGGGUGAUAAUGUUAACUAUAAUGCUUCCCAGCAAUGUCAGACUCUUGGUUUUCAAAAAUAUGAGGUCUCAGAGUCAGAUCAAAUAUCAGAAGUUAAGGCAGAAUCAGAGGAUUUCAUUGUUGGUCCCCCCUAUAGGAACAGGCAACCCUAUCUCUCCAGUGUGCAUCUAGAAUCAGAGCAGAGUUGUCAUAGUCAUUGUUGUAGUUAUUCAGGGCGUACUGAGAGGAAUGAUGGCCUUCUUUACCAAUGCAGUGUUUGUUCUAAAAGUUUUAGGUCCCCAUCUAAACUGGAAAGACACUAUCUAAUUCAUGCAGGGCAAAAGCCAUUUGAAUGUUCAGUUUGUGGCAAAACUUUCAGACAGGCUCCUCACUGGAAGAGACAUCAACUUACUCACUUUAAGGAAUGAUCACAGGAGAAAAUGGUUGACCUUGUUCUUUAGCCUGUUAAUCGUUUAAAAUAUAUAUUUUUAUCAGCAGGCCUGCAUUAGAUUGAACGAUUUCAUAGGCAGUUGUUUGUCCUGCAUGGUAAGAGGUAAGAUACAGAAAUUUAAUGCAAUGUUUUAGAAACAACCAGAUUAAUUAUUAGAGGGAAGAGCAUGAUUUGAUGCCAUAAAGCAAGCAUUUAUUUUAUUUUAAUAUAUACUUUGGCUCUAUUAAAAAUGUUGAAAUCCGUGAUAUGGUACAAACAAUUCAGCCUCAUUUUUAAAGGAAUUAUUACUUAAGAUCUGCCAUCUCCUUUUAUAUUAUACUCAGAAGACUGAGAGGCAAAAAUUGGUUUUGGGCCACAGCAGAUAGCCCCACUGUAUUUCAUGUAUUUUAUACCUAUGGCUCAAAUUCCAUUGCAAGAUUUUUUUUUAUAAGUUUAAAAAACAAAGACAAUAAAAUGAAAAUGGAUGAGAAAACUGUAGCAUUAUUUUCAUUGGUCUUUUCUAAGCUAUUUAUUCUUAGGACUCUAGUAGCUUCACCUCCUGUUCUACAAGUGAUUCAAAUUGGGUUUUUUUUUGUCCAGCUUGCUGUUGUAUUUCCCCCAAAGGUUAAAAGUAGGAGAGAGGGUAGGCGUUUAACAUGUUUACUUAUCAAGAAUAUUGUCCAAGUGCCAUCAUCUUUUUGAUGAUAUGUGUGCAGUGUUAUCUUUUCCAAGGAAUAAAUGCAAUUCAUCUACUUGCUUAUCAGUGACUGAUAGCAGUAACUGAAGAUUUAAGACUCACCUGUUCCUCUGAAUCUCCGUAAAGACUUUUACAUUGACCUUAGUAAAACUUUCUUUUAAUAAACCUUUAACUGAGUUGUCCUAUGACUUAACUAAAUCUAAGUUUGAUCAAAUAGCAGUGACUAGAUCCACUUCUAGUUUUUAUUCCUCUGUUUUUUUGCGAGACUCUGAUGCUGCAGUGAGUUACUUGGACUGUUAGUAAAUUGUUAUUUUAAUUCAUAAAGUAAUCCUAUAUAGGAAUAAGAUACUUAUAGAAUUGGGGGAGUCAUUCUAAACAAUAUUGUCGUGAUUUGGGAGAUAUUUAAUCUUAAACUGCAAAAGAUUUAUAAUCACAAAUUGUCCUUCAUACUUGCCAUUUUAAAUAAAAUUCUUAAGAAUGAUAGUUCCUAACGAUAAGGGAAAAUGUUAUCUUUCUAAGGUAAAAAGAACAGCGGAUAGUUGUACUAGCACACUUAGAUAUACAUAGUGACAAGCCCCCUAUUGAGAAUGAAUAAAUAAACAAUUUUAAGUUUUACGUCAUACGUUAAAAACUGUCUUUCUGUGGAGAAAGAGGGAAGGAGAAGUUAGUCUGCUUAUUUUACAAGUGAAUUUUGAAAAACUUGGGUUUAAUUUCUAGAGAUUAAACAUAAAAGUACAGAUAAAAUCCCAAUGAAGUACAAUGUGCAGGAGAGUCAUGUUUUAAAGGAUAAUUUCUCUUAGGUUUCCUUGAGGUAUGUUCCUCCAGUGCAAACAAGGUGACGGUUUACAGAAUUUUCUUUACACAAAACAUUUCAAGAACAUACCCAUUACAUAAAAGCAAGGAAUAACUAGUUCAUGUUUUCCAAGAGUAAAGGUUCAAGGUUUUUUCCUUUAAUAGCUCUGUAAUUAUGUAUUUGGGGAUUUUCCUAAGCUAUUUAUGUAAUUUUAUUUGAAGUAAAUGUCUCAAAUACUCCUUUCCCAACCCAAACAGGGAGAAUUCUGUCGAUGUUGUGCUUGUAUGAUUAUUAAACUUUAUUUGCCUGAUACUACUACAUUUUUUUGGCCCAUGCCUUUUUAAGCUGUUUCAUAUUGAAAGUUGGAAUAUUGUAAAAAUUUUGUCAAAGAUGUACCGUAGUGCUAUUUGAAGUACCCGUAACAAAGUACUUAUUUACUUUUUACUAUCACUGCAAGCUUCUUGUGGACACUUUAUAGGAGUGAAAAUAAACUAUACAUACAUCCAUGAUAAGAUUAAACAUUAGAUGUUAAAUGAUGAUUUGCUGCAUGCUAGAACUGUUGUUAUUGUUGAAUCAAUUACUUUGGUUUUCUCAAGAAAAUAAACUUUUAAAUAUCUUUAAA